AUGACUCCUGAUCUUUGUUGCGCCAUCUGCGGCGUCGGCUUUAGGAACUUUCGGAUCGGGUCCAAAUCGCGCGGGGCCUUGAGACGCCGAGAUAGACAGCUAGAAAAGAGAAACAAGAUACGAAGAGAGGGAAGAUCGGAAGUUGAGUUGUCCGACGAUGAGUUCAGCGCCGGCGAGGAAGGAGACGACGAGGAGUCGGACCAAGUGAUCCAUGUGAGACGUCUGGAGGAUAGUUACGAAGAAGACGACCCGUAUCUACAGCCAGAUGAGAGAGAUGAUGAGGUGGAGGAAGAGGACGAGAUUGAUCGUACGGCGGGAUAUGACCCGCGACUGCUCGGACGCGCGGACUUGCGUUGGCUCCAGGACGUGUACUGCCUGGGUUGUCAUCGGAGUACACCAGAUGGGAACAGGAAAGCUUUUAUGAUUGGGCCAGGACGUGUUUUGGAUCAUAUAGAGGUUCAUGAAGGAGACGACGAGAACAGACCAGAUCGCCAUAUCUUCAAAUGCUACGAUGACACGGAUUUCAAAUCCGUGAUCCCUUUUCACGAGUCCUGCUGGGAUGUCCUGAUUCAAAAGCUCACCUUGGCUUGUGGGAGUGGCAACAUCAACCGGGAGAUGUUGUUUGGCGUAAUGAUGGAACUGUGCCGUGACGAUCACGCCGCCCUGGAUUUGCCUUAUGGCCCAGAGGUUGAAGCAUCUCAAGACCAGUUCUGGAAGUGUAUCCCAGGCACUGAAGUAAGCGCAUGCCCCAGCAAUGGCCACAAUCAGGUUACCAAACAGGCACUGACGGUAUCAAAGUACUGCACCGCAGAUCCCUUGGAAUCCUUGUAUCUGCUUGACAGUAUCCUGCAAAUGUUUCAUCCCGACGACAAAGAAGUAAGCAACAAACCAAGCAGAGAGCUUCUGAUACAAGCGCUCCAAGUACGCAGUGAUCCAUUCUCCAGGCUGCCCCGCGAGCUUACGACCACAAUAUGCCGGCAUCUGCAUCCAAUAGACCUUAACAGCUUUAUGAUCUCCUCUCCGUGGGCCAGACUUGCGACCAUGCACAAUUCAUUCUGGAAGGAUUCCAUCUAUCGAGACUUCCCAUGGUUCUGGGAAUACGCCGAGCACUACGACCAGGGUCAGCUUCCAAACACACUAGAUUACAUGGCUUUGCAUCGCCUUCUCCUAGACACUUCGGCCGGCUAUCAUCUCAACCAGCAGGAAGUCCUGUCGCUCGCGAACCGCUUUCGGAUCUGGAAUAGCUGCUCACCGAUCGUCCGCUUCUAUCUCAACAACAUGAGGCAUCUCACAGAAGCACAUGUAUGCAGGCCCACAAUCCCUGCUGAUUGCCUGCCAGAUUUAGCGCUACCGAUGACAGCCAUUGCGCAUCCACAGCCGCAAAAAGGGCUCCGCACAGUGGCAGCAAUCUGGGUUCCGCACUGGGGCGACAUGCACAAUACACCCGCAAAUUUUGUAAUCUAUCGGAAUGCGAAGCGAGAGCUCAUUGGCAUGGCCGUGAUCCGUGAGGGGGAGAAGAGCCCUUUUGGAAGCUGCAACGAGGAUAAGAUGGCUGGGAAAAAGAUCACUCGAGACGCAGCAUUGAUUCAGCAGGGAGAUUGGAUUGACCGGCUUCUCCUGCACAUUCCCACCGAGCACCGAUUCAGCAGCGCAGAUCAGGCUACUGCUGUGAAGGGAGUUACUGAUGGUACGAUCGUGCGUGUUGGUACUGUGGAAGCCCUCGACCCUUAUUACGACGACAUGUUUCCGGAUGAGGAUGAGAUGAUCCCGCGCAAGUCGCGACCCUCCAUGGCCGAGAAUGUCUUCACCGCGCAAGCUGUCUGGUCUGUCGAGGCCAUGGCCAUCAACAUCCGAGGCACCGGCCGAUGCUGCCUGCCCAUCUGGCGCCAUCCCUCCGUACGGGUGCUACCGUUGCAGGAUGAACAGAGCGACGAGGAUAUGAUGAUGCCAUGGCAGAUUCUUCACUGGUCAUACGACACAGACGAAGUCCGCGCCGUGAAGAGGAUCAGUGCCUGGGUGCACAACGAGGAAGUGGUGCUGCCGGACACAGGCAAGAAGGGACGCGUGGCCCGCGUGCUGGGUAUGACCACCCAGUAUCACCAGCGAUACUCAGAGCCGGCGCGGCACUUUGGCAUGAACCGGCGCGCAGCGCAGACCAAAGACACCAAGUUCUUCAAGAAACUGCGGCACUUUGACAUCGAUGGUCGCAAGGGCGAGUAUGUGACCGAAGUGGGCGUUGCCACGAAAGAAUCAUGGUCAGCUGUCAAGAUUCAAACCAACUGGGGCCGAGAGGUUGUUUUCGGCCAGCAAGGCGUCCCGAUCACCGACGUCAAGACUGCGCCGGACGGACACAUGAUUGUUGGACUGGCUGCGCAAUUUGUCAACCAACCUGACCAGAAGAAAAAGCCAGGAUUUGAGAAAUGGAUGCAGCUUUCGUCGAUGGCCCUGUUGACCAAGGAGAUGAAAAUGGACUAG
This is a messenger RNA of Aspergillus clavatus NRRL 1, 2475 nucleotides long. Its product is annotated as F-box domain protein. The record is from RefSeq and is a predicted model, not a curated record. Bases 1 to 2475 code for a protein of 824 amino acids. NCBI's taxonomy places the organism in Eukaryota, Fungi, Ascomycota, Eurotiomycetes, Eurotiales, Aspergillaceae. The transcript is spliced from 8 exons. Gene Ontology annotation, molecular function: protein binding.